Messenger RNA from Staurois parvus, 250 nucleotides. The record is from the annotation of a GenBank genome assembly. NCBI's taxonomy places the organism in Eukaryota, Metazoa, Chordata, Amphibia, Anura, Ranidae.
GGUGGGUCAGUACCAUUUGGAAACUUGGCACUGCCCGAGGGUCCGGGGUCAGUAGGGGGACCCAUGAGAUGCCCCUGGUACCUUUUUCAUAGGCUUUUUUGAGUUUGGGCAAAGACACAGGGGCCCCAUGAUCCCCUAUUGCCCGGGGGCCCCAUGAGUUGUCAGUCCACCCCUGCUGGCAAAUCUGACCUUUGCUGUUGCUGAUGUUUUACCUCUUAGUUUGUGCAUUGUGCAGUAUAACUACAAUCUG